GCGGAGUCGAGGGAGCCGCGUUCAUACAAACCCGGUGGCCGCUCGCCGUGGGAAAUGGAAACCCAAGAGCGGCCUCCCUCUUCUCCGCCUCCACAUCCACCUCCCUCCUCUCGGCCGCCCCUUCCCUUCCCCGACGUCGUCCCUCCGCUCGCGGACGCGUCGGCAGGCGGGGUCACCCAAGGAGCAAUGGAAGACCCCGUGGUCGACCCUUCGGCCGUUGAUCUCGGCUGUGACCCGCAAGAAGGCACUGGCGACUCUGAAAUCGACCCCCUUCUUGAAGUCGACGCCUUCCCUGAUGCCCCUGAAGACCUUAUUCUCGAAGAAGCGGAGGCGGCUCCCUCCGGUCCGGCAGUUCUCUCUGACGAACUCCGUGAUCAGAUCGUUCGUCAGGUAGAGUACUACUUCAGCGAUGAAAAUCUGCCUACAGAUAAGUUUUUGUUAAAGUUCAUCAAGAAGGACAAGAAGGGAUAUGUUCCUAUUGCAGUUAUUGCAUCCUUUAGAAGAAUGAAAAAGCUUGUUCAAGACCUAUCUUUAAUUGAAGCUGCACUUAGAACAUCCUCCCAGCUUGUUGUUAGUGAGGAUGGGAAAAAAGUGAGGAGAUUAAAUCCAUUGCCAGUUGUUGCAACCACUGAAGCGAAGUCACGAACUAUUUUAGUGGAGAAUUUACCGGAUGAUAGAUCAGAAGAAAAUAUGCAAAGAAUCUUCGGCAAACUCGGAAAGAUUGUGAAGAUUACUCUCCAUGAUCCACGAUCAGUAGACAAAUCAGCAAGUAACUGGAAGUCUGGAGCCACAAUCAGCUCUAAGGUACAUGCUCUUGUUGAGUACGAAACAGUUGAUGCAGCUGCGAGUGCUGUCAGCUCUCUGAAUGAUGAAAAGAAUUGGAGAAGUGGCAUGCGUGUUGAGCUUUUGCUCAAGAGAAUGGGAAAGUAUGGGCUUGUCCCAAAAGGACGCAAGGCAACAUCCGUUGAGAAGAGCAAUAGUGCUCAAGUAGACGAACCAACUGCAGAUAGGGAGAAGAGUUCAUUAGACAACCAUGAGGAGCUACCCACAACUGAGGAAGGAGAGCAGGGUAAAGGUGUUCGAAGGAAUCGAUACAAAAGUCGAGGAAGAGGUCAAGUUCGACAAAGUGAUAAUGGACAUGGCCAUGGACGCAAUCCCCCUGCUUCUGCUGUUGAUUUUCCACACAAGCCUGUACAAGGGCCGAGGAUGCCAGAUGGAACAAGGGGUUUCUCCUUCGGACGGGGUAAACCUGCCAUUUCUGACCACAAGCCUGAUCAACAUGAGUUAUUUUGAGACUGGUUUACAAUCAGUGAUAAUGUGCCACUGUAAUCCUGGUCUUCUAUGCAUGCCAAAAUUGAUGUGCUUCAAGCAACAAAAAAACCUGUACAUUUUCUAAAAUCCAUGUUUGUAAAUCACACUUGACAUGUAUCGGAUGAUGAGGGUCACAAGCAUAAUCAAAAAUCUUUUGUUUGGUUUUCUAAAGA
Musa acuminata subsp. malaccensis (wild Malaysian banana) is the source of this 1484-nucleotide messenger RNA. Its product is annotated as la-related protein 6A. Gene Ontology annotation, cellular component: nucleus. Gene Ontology annotation, molecular function: mRNA binding. Lineage: Eukaryota; Viridiplantae; Streptophyta; Magnoliopsida; Zingiberales; Musaceae. Gene Ontology annotation, biological process: RNA processing. The record is from RefSeq and is a predicted model, not a curated record.